This is a messenger RNA of Musa acuminata subsp. malaccensis (wild Malaysian banana), 1540 nucleotides long. Lineage: Eukaryota; Viridiplantae; Streptophyta; Magnoliopsida; Zingiberales; Musaceae. The record is from RefSeq and is a predicted model, not a curated record.
AUGAACUGCAUUCCCUACAUAUUUUCCGCAGCUCUUUUUCCACAAAAUAGUCAUUGCAUGAUGUGGAGUUCCUUAUCUGGCUUUAGUAGUACAUCGUGGAGAGGAUUUUCACGUGGUAGCUCUAAAGUUUGUAAGCUGGAUUUUGUCUUGACGGGAUUUCAUUUUCAUUGCUUUUCUACUCGCCGCUCGCGGACUCGUCCGUUGCCAAUGGAAGAUUCCCAGCCAUCAAUGGUGGAAGAAAGUAAUGCAUUUUAUGUUGUUCGGAAAGGGGACAUUGUUGGUAUCUACAAAAGUUUAAGUGAUUGUCAAGCUCAAGUUAGCGUGUCGGUGUGUGGUCCUCCUGUCAGUGUAUACAAAGGUUAUGGUUUACGUAAAGAAACAGAGGAGUAUCUUGCUUCCCGUGGACUAAAAAAUCCUUUAUACAGUGUCAACGCAUCAGACGUGAAAGAGGAUUUGUUUGGAGCCCUGUUGCCUUGUCCUUUUCAGCAACCAGAUGGACUUGCUGAUAUAUUGCCUAAAAAGGUGUCUUCACUGAAAAGAACAAAGGAUAUGCAAUCAGAUGGACUUGCUGAUAUAUUGCCUAAAAAGGUGUCUUCACCGAAAAGAACAAAGGAUAUGCAACCAGAUGGACUUGCUGAUAUAUUGCCUAAAAAGGUGUCUUCACCGAAAAGAACAAAGGAUAUGCAACCAGAUGGACUUGCUGAUAUAUCGCCUAAAAAGGUGUCUUCACCGAAAAGAACAAAGGUUAUGGAAACAGCUGGAUCUGGUUCUGUGUCAACUGAACAGUCAAAUAAACAUCUCAAACAAAAGUCUUCAUUGGAGGCAAAAACAAUAUCUCAUCCUGAUGUGUCUUGUAUUAUUGAAUUUGAUGGUGCUUCAAAAGGAAAUCCUGGAAAAGCUGGUGCUGGAGUAAUUCUUCGCAAUUUGGAUGGAAGUGUGAUCUCCCGACUUCGAGAAGGCUUGGGUGUUGUGACCAAUAAUGUUGCUGAAUACCAAGCGUUGCUUUUAGGAAUGAAGUUUGCCCUAAAGAAAGGAUAUAAGAAAAUUCAAGCGCAGGGAGACUCCAAAAUAGUUUGUAUGCAGGUAGAAGACCUCUGGAAAACCAAGAAUGCAACUAUGGCUGCCUUGUGUCAAGAGGCUAAGGCACUCAAGGAGUCAUUUUUGUCAUUCCAUGUCAACCAUGUUAAAAGGGAGUUCAAUUCUGAUGCUGAUGCACAAGCAAAUUUAGCUGUAGACCUCCCGACUGGAGAAGUUACCGAGGAGCUUGACUAAGUUUAACGGAUUCAAAUUAGAGAACACGGUUUGGUUCUGCUUAUGGUAAAAACUGACCAAUGCCUAACUUGAAGACAAAGGAAGACUGCAUUCGUGCAUCUGCUGAAGUUUGUCCACUUUCUAUCAAUUUCUCGUCUAAUGAUGUUAUGUGUAAACCUUAUACCAUGAAGCAGGAGGGACGACUUGAUUACGAUGCAGACCCUACUUUAAAGAUAUUCUAAGCAUGUAUUCGACUGUGUUGGCUUCUGUUUGAGCUUUUAAUUCCCAA